GUCGGUGUCCGCGUCGAAGUCGGCGCGGGGCGCUGGCGACGUCGGCAAGAGCAGGAUAUCGGAUGGAGGCCAUCGUCGAGCAGGAGCACUCCCUUGCGCAGGCGAGCUCCUGGGAGAGCCGCGCCGGCGACGCGCGCGCCGGGGAGCCUGGCGUGCAGCGGAGCCUCCCGGCGGGCCCGCGGACGCCGACGAGAACUCUUGCGACGGCUCCGGGCCCUGCCUCUUGCGCGGCCUGCUGAGCAGCGACCGCGCGCAGGAGACGGCGGCCAGGGGCCUCAUGCAGGUGGCUGGCGCGCGGCUGCAGCCCGCGGACUGGGACAUGGCCAGGAGCUCGAGCAGUGGCGAACAUCACUGUCAUGCUUGA
Prorocentrum cordatum is the source of this 364-nucleotide messenger RNA. Lineage: Eukaryota; Dinophyceae; Prorocentrales; Prorocentraceae. The record is from the annotation of a GenBank genome assembly.